AUGGAUAUGAGCUUUUCACCAGGUGGACGCCGACAUGUUUCUGCCCCAGGUGGCGAUAGCCUGGGGAAUAUAUUUGCCGAUACCCCUCCUUCCCCUGUGCCGAGUCGACGUAUCUUACAUAGUCCGGGUGGACGAAGCUCUUUGGACUUGUUCACCGACUGUGCUACACCCGAGGCACCCAGAUCUUCAAUCAAGCUGGCUGCUCCGCCAGGCGGCCAAACAUCUGUAAGCCUCGCUGGCGGUGGUACGCCAAAUAUGACACGGUCGAUAAAAGUGAUACAGCCUGCAGGGGGGAUUACUUCGGUUAGUUUAGAUGGUGCCGGAGAAUUGGAUCUUUCGCCUUCCAUCAGACCAAUGGCACCGCCUGGCGGUAAAACGUCCCUGAACUUGGAUGGUUCGGGGCAGGUACCUGUCUCGCCUCACAUCCGAACCAUUGCCCCUCCAGGUGGCAAAACCUCGUUGACAUUGGACGGAGCUGGCCAAGUGCCAAUUCAUUCGUCAAUCAAAACUCUGGCUGCACCCGGAGGGAUAGCAACUGUUAGUCUCGCGGGUGCAGGUUCACCUCCACAUACUCCAAGCAUUCGGACCCGUCAUGCACCCGGCGGUCCAACGACGUUGGACCUAGCAGGACGAGGAACCGAACCCAUGACUCCUCCACCAUCCAUCAAACCGCGAGCACCACCGGGUGGUGUUUCAAGCUUGGACCUAAGUGGCAGUGGAAGCCCGGAUGGGCGGUCAUUUAGUGGACGGCGCAUGGUCAUAUCACCCCGAGGAUCGAAUGUCAUUGGGCCAUAUGACGAUGAGACCGAAGAGGGGAUACAAUCCCUGACUGAGCGAUUCCAGGCUGCUGAACUGUAUGAGGGAGAGCAAUUGCCGGGACGUCGACCGAGUUGGAAAGACCGUCAUGAAGAGGAGGAUGAUGAGUUUGUACCAGGUGCAUUAGCCUAUCAGUCAGCGCUUCCUCCAGUUCACCGUAGCCAAAUUGUCAUUGGGGACGACAGCCCCGAUAGCUCCCCUCUUACACCACAAUCCAAUGGCAGACCACAUCAUAUCCGCGUCCAGCAAGCACCGGGCGGUACGAGUAGCAUAUCAUUCAUGUAG
This is a messenger RNA of Spizellomyces punctatus DAOM BR117, 1101 nucleotides long. RefSeq lists its product as uncharacterized. The transcript has 6 exons. The record is from RefSeq and is a predicted model, not a curated record. NCBI's taxonomy places the organism in Eukaryota, Fungi, Chytridiomycota, Chytridiomycetes, Spizellomycetales, Spizellomycetaceae. Bases 1 to 1101 code for a protein of 366 amino acids.